This is a messenger RNA of Cynoglossus semilaevis (tongue sole), 3931 nucleotides long. It is a transcript of the gene sdc4, whose product is annotated as syndecan 4. Lineage: Eukaryota; Metazoa; Chordata; Actinopteri; Pleuronectiformes; Cynoglossidae. The coding region runs from base 266 to 913 and encodes 215 amino acids. Gene Ontology annotation, cellular component: cell surface; membrane. Gene Ontology annotation, biological process: cell migration. The transcript has 5 exons. The record is from RefSeq and is a predicted model, not a curated record.
AGGUUUUCCAGGAUUUAGAGGAGCUGACGCCACGGGGAAAGAACUAGUGAAUCUGUUGUGAAGCGAUAGGAGCAAUACGGACCAAGAGUAAAACAUCUUUGUUGGACCAUACAGUACUUGUGGACCUGAAACACUGAAUCUAGCUAAAGACUUUUCACUGUGGCCUUUUUUUUGUAAUUAAAUCGUUGUAAAACUAAACUAAGUCAGCUGGUCGAUAUCGACUUGUUUUGUAUUUUCCUGUAUUUUUGAGUUCAGUCGGAUAACCAUGCUGCUGCACCUUUGCCUCAUUCUUUUCCUCUCUGCCUCCGUUUUCUCAGAGUCGCAGGUCCGCGAGACGGAGACAUGGAUGCCCAUGAAGACCACACAGGCGGUCGCUAUGGAUGAACACCACGUUCGUCUGGAGUCUUCAGGUGACUUUGACUUUAUUGAUGAAAGGUACGAUGACGUUGAUGAUGAAGAUGAUGAUGAGGAUGACUACUACGAUGAAGACGAAUAUGAAGAGUUUUCUGGGUCUGGAGAAGGAGAGACAAUUGAAGUCCCUAAACGACCAUCUCCGCCACCAAUGCAGCCCGACAUCAUUGACAAUAAGAUCCCGGAGGUGCGACUUCCGACACGACCAACUGUCAACGAGAUAGAAAUUGUCCAAAAUAGCAACGAAAUCCCUCUGCUGAGGAAGGAGAGCAGCGAGGAGUUUCCCGCCAAUGUCCUGAUGGCGCACGCCAGUGAUGACAGCAUCUUUAAUAAAACAGAGGUCCUCGCAGCUCUGAUCGCUGGCUGUGCCGUCGGCCUGAUGUUCGCUGUCCUCCUCAUCCUGCUCCUCAUCUACCGCAUGAAGAAGAAGGAUGAGGGCAGUUACGACCUGGGCAAGAAGCCCAUCUACAAGAAGGCGCCAACCACAGAGAUCUAUGCAUAGACUUCGCCAGUUUUCUGCCCCACCUUCUCUUCACCUGCAAACACAAACCCACCUCCUGACUUCCUGAACCAAUCAGGGCAAGUUCCUGACCUCACAGGGACUCAUCACCCCUCCCCCCCUUCCUUCCUCCUCGUCCUCCUCACUCAUCUUCUGACUGGACAGUGGAGUGACACCCAGUUACCUAGAGAGAAGCCUGUUAACAGAUAACCCAUGGACUAUUACCACCUGGUUGGUGCUUUCUUAGCCAAACAGAUGCUUUGUUGGUCUUCUUUUUAAUCAAAGAAAGUAAAGGAGCAACAGGAGUGGAGCGGCGAAACACUGUCGCUGUGUUUAUUUGUUUUUGUCCCCAAGAGAAAAAAAAAUCAAGAACACUGAGAAGUUCAUGUCUUUUACCUCUUUGUUCUUCCUCCCGCAGUGAUAAAAACACUAACACGGUGCAAUGAUUUAUUUUGUCUCAGAAUGGUACACAGUAACAGUCCAGUUAUUUAUUUUCCUUCUCUCUCUCCUCCUGUUUCUCAACCUCUUUGUUGGACUGGAGAAAAUAAUUUUAAAGUUUUUGUUUUAACAAACUCAUUGUAACUCAGAGAUUUAAGAUUUUCAGGGGUUUUUUUUUCCAAUUAAAGAUAAAGGAAAAAAAUGAGCUAAAAGUUUCUAACAUCCGUUUGUAGCUGCUGUCAACAGUCAUUGAAUAAUCUGAGAAGUGAUUUGUUCACACGCCGUAUUGCAAGACAUUUUACCCAACAAGUUAAAAAAUGCCAACCUUAAAAUUCCUCAGUUUCAUUAAAACAUGUUCAACUCCAGGGCGUGUUGAUUCUCCUCCAGGGGAAAGUCCCGUCGGUCUGGCACGUAGCACCAGAUAAUCGAGCUAAACUAAAAACAUCUGCAAAUACUGCAUGACCCAGAUCUCACUCACACACACACACGGCCUUCUUCUGCUGACAACGCUUCAAAAGAAAGACUUUUUACUACUACAAUAAUUACCUUUGUGCCUCCAGGGUUUGUUUUCUGUUAUUACAGUGAAGUGGAGCUCCUACAGGGUGACACACCUACAUUCCAAACUUGGCUCAGUCAGGUGUUGAAGUCACAAUGGAAAAUGAUGAGUUUUGUUUCUUUCAAAAUUCUAACAACUGGGGAAUCAUUGGACAUUCUGUCCUGAGACAUUUCGGUUUUCUAGAACAAUCAAAGCCUUUUCUUUUAUUUAAGGCUUCUUGGCAGAUUGAGAUGUUGCUGCCUCUAGGCAGAGUAGGUUCAGUGGAACGACCGGUAGCACAGCCAUGUGACCGGUGCACAGCCAUGUGAUCAGUCAUAGCCUUAUGCCAUUAGUAAUAUUUAAACCAAUGUCUGCAGCAAGAACAUUUUCUUGAAACAAUUUCUAAGGAUUUUUAUUUGUUUGUUUUUGUUUGUUUUUUGCUGUCAACCAUCUUCAGGUCUUCCUCAUAAAUAAUUGAACAAGUGCCUGGACUUUAGAGUCACUAGUUCAAAGAGCAGCCAGUACCUGAACCAAGCCAGGAUGGUUGGUGCUGCAAACUCUACCCUGAUGGUUUCUGUGCUCUUAUCCCCAAUAGUCCUACCUCUCAAGCAGGGACUUUAAAAUCCCAGAACUGUUAUUUAGUUCCUGGCAGUGCUAUGGGUACAGUGACUACUUCUUGGUACUAUUUUCUGCUGUGGGGGAAAAAAACAUUUUAGAACUAACUCGGAGUGGUUGAGUUCUGCAGAUGUUCUACUCAUUUAAUCUCAUUUUAUCUUCUUUGUUUAUUCUGCUAAGUUUUUUUUUAACUUGCAUAUUUGAUUUUUUUACAAUAAGCUACUCUGACAUAUUGUGAUUUAGUUAAAUCUUUAUUUCACUCAUAGAUUUGACAAGCAGCCGUUGAAGCCUCAGCAGCAGAAUUAACUAUGUUAAUAUUUCUGAAGCCCUCAGCACACAGACUAGUCUAUACAUAGUCAUUGCAAGAUAAAAAUAAAAACUAUGAAAAAAAAAAAAGAAACUUGGUACUUAGCCACACCCUGGCAACCAGAAUAAUUACCAAAUAUUUAAAUGCCAAAAUGCUUUUUUUUUUUUUUCUCCUUCCCCUCUCUGGUCCCAAAAUGGUAUCAUUUCUGUGAUUUACUGUAAUUUUUUUUUCUAAUACUAACUCGCCUCCUCUCAUUGUUCUCCAUUGUUUUAUUGCUCCUCUGAGUAGAUCUUUUUUAUAUUAAUUUAACUGUCAAAUUAUUUUAUUGCCUUCUUUCAGGUUGGGGUGUUUUCCCCCUUUUUAAGCAAUUGUAUAUGUGAUUUUUUUUUUUUUUUUUCAAAGUUUUAUACACACUAGUUUGAGAUUUUCAAAAGCAGGUAGUUUUGAAACUUUUUAUUGUAAGAGUUUCUAUUAUCCUUUUAGACCUAUUUUGUUUUUGCUUUUGUAUUUAUGUUUUUUUUUUUUUUUUUUGUUUGUAGAAGGAUUGCUAAUGCAGUUGGCGUUGAUGUGAAUGUUCAGGGGAUGUUGUGCUGAUGUGUCAUGUCGUCUGUAGCAGACCAGGUCUGGAUACGUCAGGAUGGAGAUUUGAAGAUGCUAGAUAAAAGUCUAUGUGUAAUCAAGAAUGUUCAAGAUGAGCCUUAUUGAUUUCAGACAUCAGUGAUUUUGGUCAGAAUCACUGAAAAUGGGUUUCCGGGGAAAAGUAGAGAACAAAUCCUGUGUGAACUGUGGACCUAACAUCAGUGAAGAAAUUGAUUUGUUUUCAGUAGAUACAGGGACACACGACUGGAAGUGACCCAUCCUCAAAGUAAACACUAACUCAUGCUGGGCAUUUGCUCAAGUUAAUCUGUUUAUUUUUGGUUUUAACCAUUUACUCAGCAAACAGCUGGUAGUCAGCCCCAGGUCUGGACAGCAAGCAUAGAGGAUAUAACAUACUUUCUGCUGCUUAAUGUCACAAACAUCACAUGUGAAUCAACAGUGGAGUAAAGAAACCAAUGACUCAUUGGCUUCUGUCUACAGUUUUGACCUAUUGGAAAUAAAGCUAUUUUUAUGCACAAAAAUGUUUUAA